GUCGGAUUGGAUAUCCGGUCCGUGACCCUGGCGAGUCCUUCUCGGCCAGUGAGGUGGAGUCGCGCUCGCUGAAGUAGCGGACACCAGACAUGGGGUGGGGGGACGAGAAGAGGUCGCGGGACGGCGGGGAUCCCAAGCAGGAAGACGAUGAGGAAAAAGAAUUGGUGGACCCCCUGGACACUGUGAGAGAGUACUGUGAACAAAUGGAGAAGUGCAUGAAGGCCCGGGAGAAGCUGGAGCUGUGUGCUGACCGUGUGAAUUCCCGGUCCCACACUGAGGAAGACUGUACUGAAGAGCUCUUUGACUUUCUGCAUGCCCGAGACCAUUGUGUGAGUCACCACGAGUUGUCAUCUCUGAGGCUGCUGCCCCUAAGGCCUAGCCAGAGCAGGCCCCAUCCAAGUGAGGAUCCCCAAGGUCCUGAGGCAACAUCUACAGGCCCAGACAAUAGAGUGCUGAGAUCCAGACAGCUCCUGUGACCUCUUCCUCUGUAAAAUGGGAGGGUUUAACCCAGGAGCCUCCCCUCCUCAGACUUUAGACCUAAGAACUUCCCUUGGAAUCCUGGGUAACUAGGAGCCAUUGGGAGCUCAGGAGAUGCCUGCAGAGUUGCCUGGUGAGGUGGUGAACAGAAAGAAUCAGAUAGCACGUGAUGGGUCCUAAAUGCUAAGUCCUUGGAGAGAGUGCUACAAGGUGGUUCAGAGGUUAGAGAAUUUGACUAGGAGCCAGGAAGACCUGCCCGAGUUUGAAUAUGGUCUCAAAACUGCUAGUUAUGUGACCCUGGGCUAGUCCCUUGCCCUCUGAGCUUCAGUGUUCUCAUCUGUCAAAUGGUGAUCACUGACACCUAUGGCUCACCUGAUCCUUUUUUUCCUUCUAGGUGGCUCACUCACUCUUCGAAAAUGUGAAAUGAAUAUCUGCAUGCACCUGCCAUCUGCUCCAGGCUUUGCCCCUUUGUGGGGCAUGUCAUUGGCAUAAUUUCUCAUUCCCCUGGAUCUCAAAUGCUAUUGUACCAUAUGUCCUAUUACCACAAGAGGUUUUUGGGCUUGGGCCAGGGACUCGUGUGACUCAGAGCAACUGCAAUGGAAUAAACCCAGUCAUCUGUGGAA
This is a messenger RNA of Monodelphis domestica (gray short-tailed opossum), 1100 nucleotides long. The record is from RefSeq and is a predicted model, not a curated record. NCBI's taxonomy places the organism in Eukaryota, Metazoa, Chordata, Mammalia, Didelphimorphia, Didelphidae.